Dibothriocephalus latus is the source of this 411-nucleotide messenger RNA. The record is from the annotation of a GenBank genome assembly. NCBI's taxonomy places the organism in Eukaryota, Metazoa, Platyhelminthes, Cestoda, Diphyllobothriidea, Diphyllobothriidae.
GUCAUCGUUCCGAAAGACGAGUUUUUUAAGGCAUUUCUCGCUAAACAUGUUCGAUUCCAAAAGGAUUAUAAGGAUUUAUUUGAAACAAUGUCCUUCACCUCCGAGUUCUACGUGUCCAAGUACGCGCUUGAUCUUUUUACCAGACUAUUUUCGCCGUGGGAAAAAUGCUACAACGUCCACAAAGCACUCAUAAAGCAUCCAGCCUAUGUUAAACACGCGACAUCCAGUCUCAUUGCGGAAAAACUGAAAGAGCUGAAGGAUAAGCCUGGCAGCUUCUACUUUCGUAUAAGUGUAAACAAUCCGGGCGUUUGGGCUAUUGGUUACAUUACAGCGCAAAAGAGCAUUUCGCAUGUCCUCUGCUAUGGACUGCCCAUAAUUGACACACUCUAUCAACAACGCAAUGACCUGUAA